UUUUCAAUGGUGCAAAUGAAUUAUUGAAAAUUACCCGGUCAAUUAAUUGUUAGUAUUUGAGAGUUUUUGCAUCUACGCUUUUCAAAACACGAAUGUUAAAGAGAAAAAUAAAUAUAGUUGCGAAAAUAUCUUUUUGAGAAUAUUGCAUAAUGACAAAAGACGAAACAUUGGAGAAAAAAUCAGUUGAAAAUAAUGAUACUGAUAAAAAGACUGCUUCUGAAUCUGGUCCUGAUCCAUCAGCCCCAAUAACUAGAAGAGGAGUAUUAACAUCAUUCUUGACUGGCAAGCCAAUGGAGAUACCAGAACAAGAUAUUUUAGGCAAAUGCAGAUUUGUGUCUGAAUUUGAAAAAUUAAAUCGUAUCGGUGAAGGCACCUAUGGAAUUGUUUAUAGAGCAAGGGAUACAAAAAAUGAUAAAGUUGUAGCCUUGAAAAAGGUACGAAUGGAACACGAAAAAGAUGGCCUUCCAGUCAGCGGUUUAAGAGAAAUAUCUGUUCUUUUAUCCUGUCGUCAUGAAAAUAUUGUACAUUUAAGAGAAGUAGUAGUAGGGAGAAGUUUAGAAAGCAUAUUUCUUGCUAUGGAAUAUUGUGAACAAGACUUAGCAAGUCUACUGGACAAUAUGCAAGCUCCAUUUUCAGAAAGUCAAGUCAAAUGUAUUGUUUUACAAGUAUUAAAGGGUUUGCGUUAUCUACAUCAUAAUUUUAUUGUACAUAGAGAUUUGAAAGUUUCAAAUCUUCUUAUGACAGACAAAGGAUGUGUAAAAAUUGCUGAUUUUGGAUUAGCUAGGUGGUUUGGUUUACCUUUAAAGCCAAUGACCCCUAGGGUAGUAACAUUAUGGUAUAGAGCACCAGAGUUGUUAUUACAAGCUAAAACUCAAACAACUUCUGUCGAUAUGUGGGCUGCAGGUUGUAUUUUAGGGGAACUACUUGGACAUCGGCCUUUAUUGCCUGGACGAUCAGAAAUUGCACAAUUAGAAUUAAUUGUUGACUUGCUAGGCACACCAAGUGAAGCAAUUUGGCCUGAGUUUAAUACACUUCCAGCGCUACAGAACUUUACAUUAAAACAGCAACCAUAUAAUAAUUUGAAACAAAGGUUUCCAUGGUUAAGUGCCGCUGGUUUGAGAUUAUUAAAUUUCUUAUUCAUGUAUGAUCCGAAAAAGAGAGCUACUGCAGAAGAAUGUUUACAAAGUAGCUACUUCAAAGAAGCUCCUCUGCCAUGUGACCCCAAACUUAUGCCCACUUUUCCACAACAUAGAAAUAUGAAAAAAACUGCUCCACCAAAAGAGGCUAGAGAAUCAGACACAAAUGUUACAGAUCAAACAAAUAAUUUACCCGCAAUUUCAGAUCUUCUUGGUUCACUUGUCAAGAAGAGGCGAGUUGAAUGAAGAAAAUACUUAUUUUUUGAAUGCGAUACAAAUCUCGACAUUAUUGAUUUAAAAAUAUUUCAUUUCGAUUUAUAUCCUUCAUUCUCAAUGUAUGAAUUCAUUCAGAGAUAGAUUUUGAAAUAAAUAAACUUUAUUAAUAAAUA
This is a messenger RNA of Bombus pyrosoma, 1525 nucleotides long. RefSeq names its product cyclin-dependent kinase 10 (gene Cdc10). Gene Ontology annotation, molecular function: ATP binding; cyclin-dependent protein serine/threonine kinase activity. The coding region runs from base 150 to 1382 and encodes 410 amino acids. Gene Ontology annotation, cellular component: nucleus. The transcript is spliced from 6 exons. Gene Ontology annotation, biological process: regulation of mitotic cell cycle; protein phosphorylation. The record is from RefSeq and is a predicted model, not a curated record. Lineage: Eukaryota; Metazoa; Arthropoda; Insecta; Hymenoptera; Apidae.